CUGAUGUGACAAACACAUUUUUAACUUCUCUUCCUUGCAUUUUCCCCAUUUCUCUCUUUAUUUAAGCCCCCCAUUUUUUUCAACUUUCUUUUACCCUUUACUUUCCCCUUGCUUUUUGUUCAAGUACAAAGUCUUUGGGUUUGAAAUUGAAGACAAGAGUGCAAGUCACAGUUGUUGAAUAGGUUCAUACAGAGCAUUGUGUCUGAAUCUUGAUGAGUUUUACUCUGAAAGGAGUUCUUUGCUUCAGCUGCAAGUGAUGGCAAUGGAAGUGAUGGGGUUCUUUCCCCUGUUUUUGGUGAAAUGGUUGUUCUUGGUUGGUAUUGUUUGGUCAUCUUUGUGUCCUGGGUCCGCAAGUCAAGCCUGUCAUCCGGUUGAUCUUUUAGCACUAAAGGAUUUCGCAGGAAACCUCACAAAUGGCUCCAUCAUUUCAACAUGGUCCAAUGAUUCUAGUUGCUGUAAUUGGGACGGAGUUUUCUGCAGGGAGACUGAUAAUCUGUCUGAUGCAAGAAGAGUGAUUAUGUUGAAUGUAUCCGAUAAAGGUGUGCAAGGUGUGAUAUCACAUGCUAUUGGAAAUUUGGAACAUUUGAAGUUGCUGGAUCUUUCGCACAAUUAUUUUGAAGGCGAGUUACCUGCUGAAUUUUCUAAGUUGAAGCAGCUAGAGUUUCUUGAUUUGAGCCAUAAUGUUUUGACUGGACCAGCUUUUCAUGCACUUGCUGGACUGGAAUCUAUCCGCGCAGUUAAUCUCUCGAGUAAUUCAUUCAAUGGGAGCUUGUUCAGCUUCGUGGAUUUUCGUAAUCUUGUUGCUCUCAACCUAAGCAAUAACUUUUUCUCUGGUGGUUUCAAUUCUCAAGUCUGCAGUUCCUCCAAGAAGAUUCAGUUUCUUGAUCUUUCGAUGAACCAUUUCACUGGAGGGCUUGAAGGCUUAGGAAACUGUAGUAGCUCUCUGCAGCAACUGUAUAUGGAUUACAACUCAUUUUCAGGAUCCCUUCCUGAAGCAUUAUAUACAAUGUCUUCUUUGGAGCAUUUUUCAGUCUCUGCCAACAAUUUAUCUGGUCCGGUGAGCCAAAAUUUGAGUAAGCUUUCGCGCCUUGAGACCCUUAUUUUAAAUGAUAAUCAAUUUUAUGGUCCCCUUCCAGACGUGUUUGAAAAUCUGACACAGCUAAAACAUCUGGUAGUACAUUCAAAUUCAUUCUCAGGGCUGUUGCCUUCUACCUUAACAUUUAGUUCAAAUCUUCGGAAGCUUGAUCUUCGAAAUAAUUCUCUAUCUGGUACAAUCAAUCUUGACUUCACUAGAUUGCCCAAUCUUUGUGAACUUGACCUUGGCACUAAUCAUUUUGAGGGUGCACUACCUGAGUCACUAUCUAGUUGCCAGAAACUCAAAUCGCUGAAUCUUGCAAAAAAUGAAUUAAGUGGCGAGAUUCCGGAGAAUUACGCAAACCUUUCAUCUCUGUCCAUUCUUUCAUUGUCAAACAAUAGUUUUGUGAACUUGCCCAAGACAUUAUCUAUUAUGCAGCACUGGAAAAAUCUCACCACUCUCAUCCUUGCAAAAAACUUUCGCGGUGAAGACCUACCAAAUAAUAUUAGUGGUUUUCAUAACUUGAAGUUUUUUGCGCUUGGAAAUUGUGCUCUUAAAGGACAAGUACCAGCUUGGUUAUUUAACUGCAGCAAAUUACAAAUCCUUGAUUUAUCUUGGAAUCACUUGAAUGGAAGUAUCCCUCAGUGGAUUGGUCAUAUGGAGAGUCUAUUUUAUUUGGACUUCUCUAACAAUACUCUCACCGGAGAAAUUCCAAAGAGUUUGGCAGAGCUGAAGAGCCUCAUUUCUGCAAACAACAGCAUACUAUGUGAUCAAAUUGGCAUCCCACUGUAUGUUAAGAGAAAUCAGAGUGCAAACGGUUUGCAGUACAAGCAGGCUUCAAGUUUCCCUCCAUCCAUUAUAUUGUCCAAUAAUAGAAUAAAUGGGUCCAUUUUGCCUGAUAUUGGGAAACUGAAACAGCUUCAUGUCUUGGAUUUGAGCAGGAAUAACAUAAGUGGUACAAUCCCAACAUCCAUUUCUGAUAUGGAAAAUUUGGAAGUUCUGGAUUUAUCAAGCAACAACCUUUAUGGAUCUAUACCAUCGUCUUUCAAUAAGUUAACGUUCCUGUCAAGAUUUAGUGUUGCUAAUAAUCGCUUGAGGGGAGCUAUACCAACUGGAGGCCAGUUUUUAAGCUUCUCAAAUUCAAGCUUUGAUGGCAAUCCUGGACUUUGUGGAACAUUAAUAUCUCCUUGUGGUGCUGCCAGUAGUUUGGAGCAUCAACCAAAAUUUUCUACUGGUUCAGGUAGCAAGCUUGGACGAGGCACCAUCCUUGGAAUAACAGUCAGUAUUGGAGUUGGAGUUGCUAUCCUCCUGGCAUUUGUUGUCCUUAGACUGUCCAAGAGGAACAUGGGAGAUCCAGUUGAAUGUUUUGAUGACGACUUUAGUAGGCCAAACAGGCUAUCUGGAGCUUUCGGAUCAUCAAAGUUGGUGUUUUUCCAGAAUUCAGAAUGUCAAAAUCUCACAGUUGCAGACUUGUUAAAAUCAACCAACAAUUUUAACCAAGCUAACAUUAUUGGAUGCGGGGGAUUUGGUCUUGUUUAUAAAGCCGAGCUUCCUAGCGGCAUUAAAGCUGCAAUUAAACGACUUUCUGGGGAUUGCGGUCAAGUGGAACGUGAAUUUCAAGCUGAAGUAGAAGCUCUUUCAAGGGCUCAACACAAAAACCUUGUCUCGUUACGAGGAUACUGUCAACAUGGGACUGACAGAUUGUUAAUAUACUCGUACAUGGAGAAUGGAAGUUUGGACUAUUGGCUACAUGAGAGGAUAGAUGAAAGUUCACAUCUUACGUGGGACACUCGACUGAAGAUAGCCCAAGGAGCAGCUCGUGGAUUAGCAUACCUGCACAAGGAGCCUAAGAUAGUUCAUCGAGAUGUCAAAACUAGCAACAUUCUUCUAGAUGAAAGAUUUGAAGCUCAUCUGGCUGAUUUUGGGCUUUCAAGGUUGCUCCAUCCAUAUGACACACAUGUGACGACAGAUUUAGUUGGCACCUUGGGAUAUAUUCCUCCAGAAUAUAGUCAGUCAUUAACAGCUACAUUUAGAGGUGAUGUGUACAGCUUUGGGGUCGUUCUGCUUGAGUUACUUACAGCAAGGCGUCCAGUCGAAGUUUGCAAGGGAAAGAAUUGCAGGGAUCUGGUAUCAUGGAUUUUCCAAAUGAAGUCGGAGAAGAGGGUCGUGGAAAUAUUUGAUCCCUUAAUAUGGGACAAGGAUAUUGAGAAGCAACUCUUGGACGUGCUUGUUAUAGCUUGUAAGUGUAUUGAUCAUGAACAAAGGCGGAGACCGUCCAUAGAUCAAGUCGUUUCGUGGCUCGAUGUGGUGGGAGACGAAGGUAAUUUACAAUAAUAUUUCCUUAAUUGUAUUCUGUUCACAUAGCGGGGUUUCUUUUGGAAUAGAUGACUGUAAAAAAUCAAAAGAAUUUCAAAGUUUAUAUAUUGCGACAAGAGUUCUUAUGUUGUAACUUUGGGUUUCUCAUAAACGGUUUCAUAGUUCUGGAACUGGAAUGAUUUGAUAGUUAUAAAAUAGAUAGUAGAGAUAGUAACGAAGUUGAUACUGGCUAUAAUUCGGAUCGCAAUUUCUUUUUAAUUUUGAUUAUCUGUUAUUUGGUACAUUUUGUCAGUAUCAUUACGAUGAUGAUA
This is a messenger RNA of Daucus carota subsp. sativus, 3702 nucleotides long. Its product is annotated as phytosulfokine receptor 2. The transcript has 2 exons. Gene Ontology annotation, molecular function: protein binding; protein kinase activity; ATP binding. The record is from RefSeq and is a predicted model, not a curated record. The coding region runs from base 257 to 3409 and encodes 1050 amino acids. Gene Ontology annotation, biological process: protein phosphorylation. NCBI's taxonomy places the organism in Eukaryota, Viridiplantae, Streptophyta, Magnoliopsida, Apiales, Apiaceae.